Messenger RNA from Exophiala spinifera, 981 nucleotides. RefSeq lists its product as uncharacterized. The transcript has 3 exons. Gene Ontology annotation, molecular function: oxidoreductase activity. Bases 1 to 981 code for a protein of 326 amino acids. The record is from RefSeq and is a predicted model, not a curated record. Lineage: Eukaryota; Fungi; Ascomycota; Eurotiomycetes; Chaetothyriales; Herpotrichiellaceae.
AUGCCUCAUGCAACCGCUGCAGGAUACCAACAUAUACAAGUGACCGAGCUCGCGCCCACGUUUGGCGCCGAAGUCUCCGGCAUCGACUUCAGUAAACCUGUCGAACCGCACGUGUUUGCUGAAGUGCUAAAUGCAGCGACCAAAUAUGGCGUUUUAGUCUUUCGCAAAGCCGGGCUGGACGAUGCGCGACAUGUCGCAUUCAGCAGGCUGUUUGGGGAGUUGGACGACGUGAAGCCAUACCUCACGCUCGGUCGCAAGAACCGGUUUCCGUUUGACGAAUUAUUCGACGUUUCGAAUCAAGAGGACGAUGGGUCGAUAGUCCAGAUUGGUAGUAAGAGAGAGCAGAUGGGCAGGGGAAACUCCCUUUUCCACUGCGACUCUGCAUUCAACCCCCGUCGCGCAGGAUACUCGCUGUUACGGGCGCACGAACUCCCCCCGCCAGGCAAUGGAGGCAACACUGAAUUCGCCGACACACGCACCGCAUUCGACGAGCUUCCUGACGCGCUCAAGACUCAGCUUCUCGAAAACGACUACGUCGGCGCCAACAGUCUCUGGCACAGCCGGCGCAAGGCUUGUCCGGAGUCCGAGUACUUGGCCUCGAUGGAUCCAGAGGCGUACCCGUUCGGACGGCACAAGAUCGUACAGCUCCACGAGCCCUCGGGCCGCACGAACCUGUACAUUGCGAACCACCUGCACCACCUCGAGUACACGGACGGAACGAGGGUCCCGGAGCAACAGAGCACAGAGUUGAUCGAGACUUUGCUUGCGCACGCGACGCAGGAGAAGUACGUGCUGAGCGUCGAGUGGAGGGAUGUCGGGGACGUGAUCUGUUGGGAUAACACGUCUGUCAUGCAUCGGGCUGGAGAGGGUACUUUCCAGGGCAAGUACAAGCGGGACAUGCGCAGGACAACGGUGCACGAUGGCAGUGGCAGUGCUUGGGGGAUGAAUGAGAGAACGGCAAAGAGGAUGGGAUUGCCGUAG